Molecule: messenger RNA, 2294 nt
Organism: Phalaenopsis equestris
Lineage: Eukaryota; Viridiplantae; Streptophyta; Magnoliopsida; Asparagales; Orchidaceae
Exons: 14
Coding region: 115-1980 (621 amino acids)
Biological process (GO): regulation of DNA-templated transcription
Cellular component (GO): nucleus
Source: RefSeq, a predicted model, not a curated record
CUAAAAUAAAAAUAAGAACUUUGGCGGCAAAGCAAAAUGCUCUACAAAUUGAACACCGCCUUCUCUUCGCGCUAACCCUCCAGUCGGAUCCAACAGAGCUCGUCACCCUCAUCCAUGGCCGUUCCCCCCACUUCGCCAGUCAGCCGCCGCCGGAAAAUGGAGGAAAGCGAGAGCAAGAAGGAUAUCGUCCCUCCCCCAGCCAAGCGUUCUAAGAACCCCGGGGUCCGAGUACAGGGAGGGCGGAUCUACGACUCGGAGAACGGGAAGACAUGUCACCAGUGCCGGCAGAAGACCAUGGACUUCUCUGCCUCCUGCAAGGCGACCAAAAGGGAAAAGCCUUGCACCAUCCAUUUCUGCCACAAGUGCCUCCUUAACAGGUAUGGUGAGAAGGCCGAGGAGGUUUCUAGUUUGGAUGAUUGGAAGUGCCCUAAAUGCAGGGGAGUCUGCAACUGCAGCUUCUGCAUGAAGCAAAAGGGUCAGCCGCCAACUGGGAUUCUCGUCCAUACGGCAAAACUUACUGGAUUCUCGUCAGUUCAUGAAUUGUUAAGUAACGGAGGAGAAAAUGUGAUGAGAGAUGCUACUGUCUCAUUGAGGGAAUCCCCUGCAUCAAAAAAGGUUCCAGUGCCUUCAAAAAGAUCCAGGGACAAGGAAAAUUACAAUUUUGAGAAGAAUGAUACUGUGUGCAUGCAAGCUGAUUGUAAUAGGGAGAAGAGCUCGCUCGUAGAGAAGAAUGAUGUAAAAGCAACAAAAAAUUUGAAGCAGAUGAAGCUUAAGAUUGAAGGUGGAAGGAGUGACCAGGAUCAAAAUAAUAAGAAGUUGCAGAUCAAUAAUUCGGAAAAUGGUUUGCCUGUGCAGGAAGAUAAAAAAGAAAACUUGCAUUGCAGUGCUAAGAAUGAAACCAUGAACAAGCCUCCUAAGCCAAGGGGACGUCCCCAGAAGAUUGCUACAGUACCUGUUCGACCUGCAGGAAAACCAUUGAGUAUGGUUGCAGGCUUGGAGCUGCCAGCUGAAGAUGUUGGACCUGUAUUGCAAUUUUUGGAAUUCUGCACAGUGUUUUCCAAGGUUCUCGAUGUAAAGAAAGGGGAGCCUCAUGCAAUUAUCAGGGAAUUAAUCAGAGGCUCUUUAUCACUUCGCCGUUGCCGAUCAAGUUCAGCAAUUAUUCAAUUUCAAAUCAGACUGCUCUCCUUCAUCUUAGAGGACAUGGGAGAAGAGCGCUACUUCAUAACCAACGGUGAAAACUCGUGGUUAAAAGCUCUUGGUAAAUGUCUCAACGAAUAUAAACAUCUCGCAACAGGGCUGCCUUGGGAUUUUAUGGACAACCUUUCUAAAUACAACGAAUUGGAUUCAUCAAGUAAAUUAAGGAUUUUAGUGUUCCUUUGUGAUGAGGCUCUUGGAACUGAAGCACUGAGGAAAUUUCUUGAUGAAGAGAAUGCAAAGUUUGUAGAGGCAAGGAAGGAAAAGACUGAACAAAUUAUUGCUGCUAAAACAAAGGAAAAACUUAUAAAGCAAACGCUUAAAAAUGAUCUUGCCAGAGCAAUGCUCCCAGCAGAAGAGAAUGCUAAACUUUCUAUAUCCGAGCAUGACAAACUAAUUUCCAAAAUAAGGCAUGAAACGGAAAAAGCUCAUCAGGAAAUGUUGGAGUCGAUUGAGCUUUUGUCAAAGAAGAAACACGCAUCAGAUGCCAUUCGGACUAGUCCUCUUUUUCUAGAAAAGAAUGGAACUGUGUACUGGAGAUUGAAUAGCUAUGAUGGAAGUUCAAGCAUUAUUGCCCAAGAUAUUGAGAAAUGGAGCGUGUUUCCACCUCAAGAGAAUUGGUUCAUAUUUGAUGAUGAACAGAAAAUGGUGGAGAAUUAUAUUUCCUAUUUGAGGUUUCACAGAGCAAUGGAACAAAAGGAACUGAAGAAAGGAUUACAGCGCAGGGUAGGAAUAGAAGAUGAGCUUUCUGAUCACUCAGAACCCCAAAGUUGCCUGCAAAAAUAAACCCAGUGAUGUUUAGUUGGUGAUGGCGGAUGUAGAAGAACUGGGAAAUGCAGUAAACUCUUGAUGGAGUGCUAAAAUGUGCAUUAGGAAUGCUGCUGGACAGUGUGCUGAAUGCUGCUGUAUGCUUGGGCCAGCCAACGAUCAUUGUAAAUAUAAGAACCUCUUCAUUUGAAUUCGUUUCAUGCCUGUGUUUUGGUAGACUUUAUUUUGACAUGCAAUGCAAUGGGGAUUAAAAACAUUAUUGUGGUUAUAUUUUGAGUUUGAAUGUUGUGUAAUAGUUAAAAAUGAUAGUUUUUUUUUAUGUAUAUUUUUUG